UGUAGCGCGAGGAAGAGAGACAGAGAGAGAGAGGGGGGGUUGAGAGAGCGCGUGAACGAAGCGGAGAUGACGGAGCGUGAGGGCAGCGGAUCAGCGGGGGCGAAGCGGUACAAGGGGGUGCGGCGGCGGAAGUGGGGGCGGUGGGUGUCGGAGAUCCGGCUCCCCAACAGCCGCGAGCGGAUCUGGCUCGGGUCUUACGAAUCGCCCGAGAAGGCCGCCCGUGCCUUCGACGCUGCCGCCGUCUGCCUCCGCGGCCGCCGCGCCCGGCUCAACUUCCCCGACUCCCCCCCGCCCCAGAUCCCCGGCGGCGCGUGGCGCCUCACCCACCAGCAGAUCCAGGCCGCCGCAGCCCGCCACGCCGCCGCGGCCCCUGGGCCGACCCAACCGCCGACUCCAGUUGACUCUCCGGCCGCGAGCUCCCCGGCCUCGGACGGGUUCACGGCGGGGAGCGACGACGCACUCGAUUGGUCGUUCAUGGACCCGCAGCUGUUGGCUCCACUGACGGUCGACGGCGAUUUCCCGGCCCCGUUCGACGACUUCAUGUACGACUUCUCCUCGUCGGUGCCAGCGACUCCGCUGGACGUGGCGGACGACCACGGCGGCGUCGACUUCGGGUCCAAUUCCUUUCUCUGGAGCUUCUGAACGAUGACACCAUGAAACGAUCCUACGUGGCGCCUAAUAUAUAUAUAUAUAUAUAUCAUAUUAACUGAUUCAUAAAUUUAUUUAUUUACAUUUAUUUAUUA
Molecule: messenger RNA, 743 nt
Organism: Musa acuminata AAA Group (dessert banana)
Lineage: Eukaryota; Viridiplantae; Streptophyta; Magnoliopsida; Zingiberales; Musaceae
Product: ethylene-responsive transcription factor ERF017-like
Exons: 1
Coding region: 67-642 (191 amino acids)
Biological process (GO): regulation of DNA-templated transcription
Molecular function (GO): DNA-binding transcription factor activity; DNA binding
Source: RefSeq, a predicted model, not a curated record